UCAGUACCGCAACUGUUAGCAUCUGGCCACACGCGUUACCGUCCUCCCUAGCCGUGGAAUUGCAGCUUAUUUGGGCAUCGUGGAAUACUAGCUCGCUAGCGGUGUACCCAGAACAGACACUCGCCGGAAGAUCGUGACCAAGGCAUUGACCAGCACCCCCUUACCCCAGCUUUUACCCCACAGUCCCUCCACAUUCCUCCCAGUUCCCGGCUAACACGAACCCGAGGAGCAACAGCAAAAGACAGGGCAUAGCCAGGACACUCUUUUUUUGGAGACUUCCUUCUUGGCGACCGUUGCCAUUAUAAUUCUUCCAUAAUGGAAGAAAAGGAAGCUUCCGUCUCGCUGCACGAGAAGUGCGACAACGAGCACUCCAUCUCGCCGUCGUCCCCGGACGGGGCUGCCCACGACUCGAAAUUCGAGAAGAGGGUCCUCCGCAAGAUCGACAUCCGGCUGUUGCCUAUCCUCGGCGCGCUGUACACCAUCGCCAUGGUAGACAGGAGCAACAUCUCCGUGGCGCGCAUCUCGGGCCUCGACGAAGACGUCGGUCUUAACGUCGGGGACCGCGCCUCCGUCGCGCUCCUCGUCUUCUUCGUCGGCUACAUGAUCUUCGAGCUGCCGAGCAACAUGAUCAUCCACCGCGUGGGCGCCGCCAACUGGCUUUCGUCGAUCGUCUUCGCCUGGGGCCUGGUGUCGAUGGGCAUCGGGUUCCUCGACAACUGGGUCGCAUUGGCCGUGCUGAGAUCCUUCCUCGGCGUAUUCGAAGCGGGCUUCUAUCCCGGAUGCGUCUACCUGAUUUCCUCCUGGUACAGGCGAUACGAGGUCCAGAAGCGGCUCGCGACGUUUUUCAUGACGGGGUCCGCACUGUCUGCGUUUGCGAAUAUCUUCGCCCUCGGCCUCAUUCAGAUCUCGAAAACGAAUACCACUUAUGAGGGCUGGAGGUGGAUCUACAUUAUUGAGGGUGUCAUUACUUGUGUCGCAGCUGUCAUUGCUUGGUUCAUCAUCGUCGAUUUCCCGGACUCGCACCGCAACAAGUUUCUCACCGUAGAAGAGGCCGCUUUCGUAAAGGCCCGUCUUGCGGAAGAUCGCGGGUCUGAGGAGCGCCAGAAGGUCACCUGGGCUAUUUUCGUUGAGACGAUAACCGAUUGGAAAGUCUGGUCGUUCUCGUUGAUGUACUCGGCCGGUGCCGUGGGCGUCUAUGCCUUCCUGUUUUUCCUACCUCUCAUCCUACGCAAUGGGAUGGGAUACUCCCAAGAGCUCGCGUUCAUCUUGUCAGCCCCGCCAGCUCUAUUUUCUGUCGUGGAAGGCAUGUUUGUAUCAUGGCUUGCUGAUAAGAUGCGUCUACGAGGACCAUUUGUUGUCGCCCAGGGCCUCGUCGCAAUCGUCGGCUUGUGCAUGACGGGUUUCCUCAAACAGCCCGUCCCAAGGUAUAUCGGGACUUUCCUAGGCGAAGCCGGAGUAAAUGGGCUCGUGGUCACUACCCUCGCCUGGCAGGCAAAUAAUCUGCGUGGUGAUGCUAAACGCGCCUGUGCCACGGCUGUCUUGAUCACUCUCAGUGGUCUUGGUGGUAUAUAUUCUUCCCUAGUUUUUCGCCAACAGGAUGCUCCUGAUUAUAUACCUGGUAUAAUAGCCGUGAUGGCAAUUUGCGUCGCUGCUGUUGUUGCCGCCUGUAUCUCCAUAGUUCUUUUGAAAUGGGAAAAUAAGCGUGUAGAUGAAGGUAAAAAGAUUAUAGAUGGUCAUACUGAUUUCCGAUAUACCAUUUAAAGGUUAUAAUAAGAAAUUUGGCCUUCAAUGGUGUACGAGAGCAAAUCCAAUUCAUCAGAUUACUACGGCCUGCGUAGCGUUCCUAACGUUUAUAUAUGUUGUGAUAACAAGCUC
Daldinia decipiens is the source of this 1875-nucleotide messenger RNA. Its product is annotated as MFS general substrate transporter. Gene Ontology annotation, cellular component: membrane. Bases 316 to 1761 code for a protein of 481 amino acids. Lineage: Eukaryota; Fungi; Ascomycota; Sordariomycetes; Xylariales; Hypoxylaceae. Gene Ontology annotation, molecular function: transmembrane transporter activity. The record is from RefSeq and is a predicted model, not a curated record. Gene Ontology annotation, biological process: transmembrane transport. The transcript is spliced from 2 exons.